AAUACUUGCGUAUCCAUAGUAACCAAUUUGAAAUUUACGGAUUUCUUUAAUAUUUAUUAAAUAUUUGCUGAAUUUAUAUUAAUUAUUUUUAUGUAUUAUAUUAUGACGCAAUGGGGGAGGAAUUAGCAAAUUCUGAUGUUCGAGUUGUAUUAAAUAUAAAGGAAGGCAAAGGUUUUGAGCAAAUCUUACUACCUACAUUAAUUGUUGCAACUUUAAAUGGACAUUCUUUAGAAACUGAAAUAAUAGAACCAAAUCCAAAUCCUGAAUAUGAUCAUGAUUUGGUUUGGGAAGUAGAUAAAAAUAAAUUACGAAAGAUGAGAUCAGGGCAAGUUCCACUAAAAUUAGAAUGUUUUGCCGUUAAAAGCAAUGACAACAAAGAAAAAUUAGGAUAUCUUUUACUUAGUUUAAGAUCAGCCCAAGUUUUUACCAAAUGGGAUGCUAAUAAUGUAAAACGUAAUUGGCAUAAAUUAUUAGGUUUGAAAAAUGAACUCAAAAUACAUAAACCUGAAUUACUUCUUGGUUUAAGUAUUCAUGAUCUGGAAAAUACAGCAGAAAAUGCUCAAUUAGAGUUAAAAAAUUUAAAAGAAUGUCAACAAAGUAUUCAACUUAAUAAAGUAACACCAAUUUUACUUCGCAAUGAGCGUCUUAUACAAUUAGGUCCAUUAAAUAUUUGUCAUGAAUUAUUUUUAAUGAAUAUUACUGCUAUAUCUGCAAUGCAUGUAGAUUCAUUAUUACCAAUGAAAUAUUAUACAGAUAUGAAAAAUAAUUUGUAUUUUUGGUGUAAGAUAUUAGAAAAUGAUGUAUACUUUAAUCAAUCAAAAAAGGAAUAUGGAGAUCUUUGGGCACUCAAUGAAAAAAUUGUAAUAAGGAUCAGAAGUUCAUUAAAAAUUUUCAAAGAAUAUUUACAAUUAAAACCGUUUCUGUUUAUAUAUUUGAAAUAUAAAGAUAAUAUACUAGGUCAAUCAGAAAUAAAUUUGCAAUCAUUAAUUCCUACUGAUAGUAUUGAAGAAUUUCUUAAAAUUACUGAAAAUAGUAGUAGUAUUUUAAAUCAACGAUGUUACUUAUGUAAAACAAAUUUUGUUGAAAAUAAUGAAAUAGAAAAAAUUUGUAAAAAUCCAUACCUUGAUUUACAAUUAAAAUUACAAUAUGUAGGUAAAACAAAUGUAGGAAUGGAUGUUUCUAAUGCAAUGAUUAAUGAUUUAAUCAUUCCUUUAUCUAAGGAUAUAAACUUAAAACAAAAUUAUAGUGAAAUAGAUUGUCAUAGAAAUCCUGCUGGUGAUUUUGGAAAAUAUAUUAAUGGAAUUCAAACUUUUACUACUUCAAAUGAAUAUGAUAAUAUAAAUAAACAUACUAUAGAUUAUAACUUUAUAAAGGAUCAACCUGUUAAUGCUAUUUGUUCACAUUCAGUUGACACAUUCCUAUGUCAACCUAAUAUUAAUAAUUAUUCUAAAAGUGUAGAAGCUUAUCAUUCUUAUUAUUUAAAUAUUUUAUUAAUAGCAAUUAAAGCAAAAUCUUCAAAAUUAACAGUACCAAAUAUGGAAAUUCGGUUUCAUCAUCCAAAAACUGGAGUUACAUCAACAUUUCAUUUAAAAUUAUCCUUUUCUUUAGGAGAAAAAGUAAAAUUACAAGAUAUAGGAUGCAAAUUUCAAUUUAUAUCGGCAGUAGAUGAAAUAAAACAAUUAUUAUUAUCUUUUCCACCAAAAAUUAGCAUAUAUAAAAUAGAAGGAAAUGCUAAGACUUGUAUAUGCCAACUUAAAAUUAAUGCAAAGGAAUUAUUUUGUCCAAAUAAGUUUAAUAAAUAUAUCUCAGCCUGAGUGCCAAUAUGAUAUACCAUUAUAUGAUAUGGAACAUAAUAGUAUUGGUAAUUUAGAUGUUUUAUUAAAUUUAGAAGAUCAUGGUCCAUAUUAUAGAAUUAAAAGAGUUAUUCCUAAUGAAAAUUUAGGCCCACCAAUCUUUGAUGAUACUUUAGCAUAUAAAAUAGUAGAUGAAUUAGAAACUUGGAAAGAACGACAAAUGGAAAUAUUUAAAGUUGAG
Apis florea (little honeybee) is the source of this 2034-nucleotide messenger RNA. It is a transcript of the gene rha, whose product is annotated as protein rha. Gene Ontology annotation, cellular component: centrosome. The record is from RefSeq and is a predicted model, not a curated record. Gene Ontology annotation, biological process: interkinetic nuclear migration; positive regulation of centriole elongation. Lineage: Eukaryota; Metazoa; Arthropoda; Insecta; Hymenoptera; Apidae.